This is a messenger RNA of Phacochoerus africanus (Common warthog), 3744 nucleotides long. It is a transcript of the gene MYB, whose product is annotated as MYB proto-oncogene, transcription factor. NCBI's taxonomy places the organism in Eukaryota, Metazoa, Chordata, Mammalia, Artiodactyla, Suidae. Gene Ontology annotation, cellular component: nucleus. Gene Ontology annotation, biological process: regulation of DNA-templated transcription. The transcript is spliced from 15 exons. Bases 615 to 2537 code for a protein of 640 amino acids. Gene Ontology annotation, molecular function: DNA-binding transcription factor activity, RNA polymerase II-specific; RNA polymerase II cis-regulatory region sequence-specific DNA binding. The record is from RefSeq and is a predicted model, not a curated record.
CUGGUCCCCAGCAGCAAAGACAGUGGGGCGACGGUGGUGCGGCCACCAAGAAGGAGGGGCGGCGGCAUCAGUGGGACUAGGCACGGGCCCGCGCGGUCGGUGCGGGGGAGCGGGGUUAGCGCAGGAAAAGGCGCCGCUGCGGCCCCCGGCCGCCCCUCCCUGGCCCCGGGCUCCCCGCCCGCGCGCUGCCCCGGCCUUCCCUCGCGCCAGGCGCAGCGCGGCGGCGCGAGAGCCAGAGGGGAGCGGCGGCCCAGCGGGGAAGGCAGCCCGGCGGGCGGCAGCCAAGGCGACCGCGGAGGCGGCGGGCAGGGCGCGUGCGCACUGCAGGGGCGCCAGAUUUGGCGGGAGGGGGAGUGUCCAAAGCUCUUUGUUUGAUGGCAUCUCUGUUUACAGAGUUUACUCUUUAAUAUCAACCUGUUUCCUCCUCCUCCCUCUCCUCCUCCUCCGCGACCUCCUCCGCCUCCUCCUCCUUUUUCUCCUGAGAAACUUCGCCCCAGCGGUGUGGAGCGCCACUGCGCAGCCGGGGAGGGACGCAGGCAGGCGGCGGGCAGCGGGGAGGCGGCAGCCCGGUGCGGUUCCCGCGGCUCCAGGCGGAGCCCCGCGCCCGCCGCGCCAUGGCCCGGAGACCCCGGCACAGCAUCUACAGCAGUGACGAGGAUGAUGAAGACAUUGAGAUGUGUGACCAUGACUAUGAUGGGCUGCUUCCCAAGUCUGGAAAGCGUCACUUGGGGAAAACUAGGUGGACCAGGGAAGAGGAUGAAAAGCUAAAGAAGCUGGUGGAGCAGAAUGGAACAGAUGACUGGAAAGUUAUUGCCAAUUAUCUCCCGAAUCGAACAGAUGUGCAGUGUCAGCACCGAUGGCAGAAAGUACUAAACCCUGAGCUCAUCAAGGGUCCUUGGACCAAAGAAGAAGAUCAGAGAGUGAUAGAGCUUGUACAGAAAUACGGUCCGAAACGUUGGUCUGUUAUUGCCAAGCACUUAAAGGGGAGAAUUGGAAAACAAUGUAGGGAGAGGUGGCAUAACCACUUGAAUCCAGAAGUUAAGAAAACCUCCUGGACAGAAGAGGAAGACAGAAUUAUUUACCAGGCACACAAGAGACUGGGGAACAGAUGGGCAGAAAUCGCAAAGCUACUGCCUGGACGAACUGAUAAUGCUAUCAAGAACCACUGGAAUUCUACAAUGCGUCGGAAGGUCGAACAGGAAGGUUAUCUGCAGGAGUCUUCUAAAGCCAGCCAGCCGCCAGUGGCCACAAGUUUUCAGAAGAACAGCCAUUUGAUGGGGUUUGCUCAUGCACCACCUUCAGCUCAACUCCCUCCAACUGGCCAGCCCUCGGUUAACAACGACUAUUCCUACUACCACAUUUCGGAAGCACAAAACGUCUCCAGUCCUGUCCCGUAUCCUGUAGCGUUACAUGUAAAUAUAGUCAAUGUCCCUCAGCCAGCUGCUGCAGCCAUUCAGAGACACUAUAACGAUGAAGACCCUGAGAAAGAAAAGCGAAUAAAGGAGUUAGAGUUGCUCCUGAUGUCGACUGAGAAUGAACUCAAAGGACAGCAGGCUUUACCGACACAGAACCACACAUGCAGCUACCCCGGGUGGCACAGCACCACCAUUGCCGACCACACCAGACCUCAUGGAGACAGUGCACCUGUUUCCUGUUUGGAAGAGCACCACUCCACUCCAUCUCUGCCUGUGGAUCCUGGCUCCCUACCUGAAGAAAGCGCCUCUCCAGCAAGGUGCAUGAUCGUCCACCAAGGCACCAUUCUGGACAAUGUUAAGAACCUCUUAGAAUUUGCAGAAACACUUCAAUUUAUAGAUUCUUUCUUAAACACUUCCAAUAACCAUGAAAACUUAGACUUGGAAAUGCCUUCUUUAACGUCCACGCCUCUCAGUGGUCACAAAUUGACUGUUACAACACCAUUUCAUAGAGACCAGACUGUGAAAACGCAAAAGGAAAAUACAAUUUUUAGAACUCCGGCUAUUAAAAGGUCAAUCCUGGAAAGCUCUCCAAGAACUCCUACACCGUUCAAACAUGCACUCGCAGCUCAAGAAAUUAAAUAUGGUCCCCUGAAGAUGCUACCUCAGACACCAUCUCAUCUAGUAGAAGACCUGCAGGAUGUGAUAAAACAGGAGACUGAUGAAUCUGGAAUUGUUGCUGAGUUUCAGGAAAAUGGACCACCUUUACUGAAGAAGAUCAAACAAGAGGUGGAAUCACCAACUGAUAAAGCAGGAAACUUCUUCUGCUCAAACCACUGGGAAGGGGAGAAUCUGAACACUCAGCUGUUCACACAGGCAUCGCCUGUGGCAGAUGUGCCAAAUAUUCUUACAAGUUCUGUUUUAAUGACUCCAGUAUCAGAAGACGAAGACAAUGUUCUCAAAGCAUUUACAGUACCUAAAAACAGGUCCCUGGCAAGUCCCUUGCAGCCUUGUAGCGGUGCCUGGGAAGCUGCAUCCUGUGGAAAGACAGAUGAUCAGAUGACAGCUUCUGGUCAGGCUCGGAAAUAUGUGAAUGCCUUCUCAACCCGGACUCUGGUCAUGUGAGAUGUUUGCAGAUAAGCAUUAUGGUUUUCAGAACACUUCAAGUUGACUUGGGAUAUAGCAUUCCUCGACGUGAAACUUUUCAUGAAUGGGAGAAGAGCCUAUUUUUGUUGUGGUACAACAGUUGAGAGCAGCACCAAGUGCGUUUAGGUGGAUGAAAUCAUAUCAGAUUUCACCCAACUAAAAGGAUUUUUUUUAAGUAAUAAAUAACAGUCUUACCUAAAUUAUUAGGUAAUGAAUUGUAGUCAGUUGUUAAUAUCUUAAUGCAGAUUUUUUUUAAAAAAGCAUAAAAUGAUUUAUCUAUAUUUUAGAGGAUCCAACAGAUCAGUAUUUUUUUUUCCUGUGAUGAGGUUUUUGAAAUUUUACACAAAAAAGGUACUCCAAUAUUUCGCUUUUCUCAAUCACUAAACACAAUGCAUUACUAUAAACGUUGGCUUACUACCACAGAAUAAGUAAUCAAUAUUGUAAAUGCUCAUUUAUGGUUAGUAACCUUGGAGGUACAUUUAUUGUACUAAACCAUUUUAUGAGGGUUUUUUUGUUAGCUUGCUUAAAAAAAUUAUUACUGUAUGAAAUAGUUUUAUAAAAAAUUAUAUUUUUAUUCAGUAAUUUAAUUUUGUAAAUGCCAAAUGAAAAAAAAAAUGUGUUUUGCUGCUAUGGUCUUAGCCUGUAGACAUGCUGCUAGUAUCAGAGGGACAGUAGAGCUUUGAAUGAACAGAAAAGAAACUCGGUGUUAGGUAAUUGACUAUGCACUAGUAUUUCAAACUUUUUUAUUUUUUAUAUAUAUAUAUACUUUUUUUUUCCUUUUGUAAUACAUUGGAAAACUUGUUUGGGAGAUUUUGCAUUUGUUGUUGUUCUUUGUUUUAUUUUUUGUUAUUGUUGGUUUAUAAGAGCAUGCAUUGCACUUCUUUUUUGGGAGAUCUAUGUUGUUGGUGUCCUGUGUUUUGUUUUGAGUUCAGCCUGACUGUUCUUUAAUUCAGGGGUUGUGUGUUUAAUCAGCAUUCCCCAUGGUCUCUAAGCGUAUGGUCUCAGAACUGCUGCACAGAACCUGUGUUUGCAGCUGGGGGUCAAGAGAUGGGGGUCAAGAGAUUGGGGUCCAUAGCCAGUUGCUGCCUUAAGAAUCCUUGGUGCAAGAUGGCCGGCACUGAACUUUUGAUAUGACAGUGUACUUACUGCCUUGUAGUAAAAUAAAGCUGUGCCCUUAUUUUACUUA